This is a messenger RNA of Salvelinus namaycush (lake trout), 2044 nucleotides long. Its product is annotated as G patch domain-containing protein 2-like. The transcript has 10 exons. Bases 104 to 1702 code for a protein of 532 amino acids. NCBI's taxonomy places the organism in Eukaryota, Metazoa, Chordata, Actinopteri, Salmoniformes, Salmonidae. The record is from RefSeq and is a predicted model, not a curated record. Gene Ontology annotation, molecular function: nucleic acid binding.
UUGUGUUGACUGCUUUCGCAUAUGUACUAGCAAGCUUUAUUAGCUAGCUUUAGACGGGUCCCCUUUGUUUUUGGUUAAAAGUAACCGGCUUUGAGGGGCUUUAAUGUUCCGUGAAGCUAAUUUAAAGACCAUCGGUAAAGCGGGAACCAGCUGGCACUUUAGCCGGACGAUGGACGAGCUGGUCCAUGACCUGGUGUCGGCGCUGGAGGAGAGCUCGGAGCAGGCGGCGCGGGGGGGCUUCGGGGAUGGGGGGGACCACGCGCUGGCCGUAGGCUGCCUGCUGAAGAGACAGGCCCGGAAACGUCGUGGGAGGAAGAGACGAUCUGACAACCCCCACCCACCCUGGGAGACUGGCCACCUCAGUGAGGGAUCUGAGUCCAGCCUGGACGAACACAAGGACUACCGCACCACCACAGGCGGUAUUGCCAGCAGCAACAGCCACGCCCGUGAUAACAGCGACUCUGAUGAGCAGCUGGGGCCCAAGCGCCGUACCCCCCUGAAUCCCGACACAGGGCGUGCCAAGCGCCCCAUCUGGCAGGAGGACCUAGGAGGAGUGCCGGGUGCAGAGGGGUCCCGUAGUUUGAGGCGACGGCGCAAGGUCAAGCGCAUGGCCGUGGACCCCCCUCUGGAGCCGGAGACCUCCAGUAGCAACACCCCCAUGCUAGGGCCCCCACCCGUCCCCAAGCCCCAUGCAGGGUGCAGGAUCCCUGGGGUGAGCGUGGCUGAAGGCAGGGCGGGGAUGGAGCUCGUUGGUGGUGGUGGUGGUGGUGGUGGUGGGGUUGGAAGAGGGAAAAGCAGGGUAAAGAAGAGGAAACUGGCUGCCCACAGGCUGGGGCUGGAGGCGACUGAUGAAGGGGUGGUGGUGGAGAGUGAGGACGCCAUUAUGGGGCAGGCGGGGCCAAAGGACAAGAUGGAGUUUGAGGAGCAGAAGGGCUCAGACGAGGACAUGAGUGACAGGUGUGAGACCAGCAGUGUCAGCAACAGUAGCGAUGGUGGACUGUACACCAAUGACGAGGGGAGGCAAGCUGAUGAUGAGCAGAGUGACUGGUUCUAUGAGGGGGACCUGGGGGGAGCAUGUGGGGUGGCGGGGGUGAUUCCCUGGUGGGAGAGAGAGGCAGGGGAGGAACUGGACCUGGCUGACCCUGUCUUCAACAGCAUCCUCACCGGAUCCUUCCCCAUCAUGAGCCCCGGGGCACAGAGAGGGUUCCAGGCCAGGCUGAGCUGGCUGCAUGGUGUGCACCAGGGCCACGAUUCCCAGGGCAGCCCAGGACAGGCCUUCAACGAGCGGCUGGGACGACACCACCAGGACCCCCCCCACUCACAUGCCCACUCACACGACCCGUGGUUUAGUCCGGGGUCUAGACGAGAACACGGACAAAUGCACUGGGACUCACGGACAGACAGAGGGCAUCGGAGGAGCUGCUCAGUGAAAACAGCCAGCAGACAGACGAGUGGUCACCUGGGGUCUCUGUGUACGGGGGAAGUCAAGAGGAGACGCAAAGCAGCACCCCUUGGCUUACCUCCACCCACAGGGGUGGUAGGUGAGAGUGUGGGGCCCAUCCCAGAGACCAACAUGGGGAACCGGAUGCUGCAGAGUAUGGGCUGGAGCCCUGGCAUGGGCCUGGGUCCGGAGGGCAGGGGCAUCACUGAGCCUGUUCGGGCCACACAGAGACCCAAGGGAGCGGGCCUGGGUUUUAACUGAGCUCCACGCUUUAGGCCCCAAACUGAACAGGCCAGGCCAGUAGGCCUCGAUGGAGAUGGACCCUACUGAGAGCAGGGAGGAUGGUGGUCAACACUUCCUGGGAAAGAAAGACUGAUAGAGCAUCAGAGCUGGAAGAAGGAACAAAUGCAAAUGUUUUACUUAAAGGAGGACGAACAUCCUAUGAUAGGGAAAGUCACAACCCUGGUUAGAGAGGAAGUGCAUGGAGUGUUAGGGUUCCCACCAGGGCUCCUGAGUGGCGCAGCGGUCUAAGGCACUGCAUCUCAGUGCAAGAGACGUCACUACAGUCCCUGGUUCCGUAUCACAUCCGCCGUGAUUGGGAGU